Coniophora puteana RWD-64-598 SS2 is the source of this 3087-nucleotide messenger RNA. Its product is annotated as NAD(P)-binding protein. Bases 84 to 1382 code for a protein of 432 amino acids. Gene Ontology annotation, molecular function: UDP-glucuronate decarboxylase activity; NAD+ binding. The record is from RefSeq and is a predicted model, not a curated record. Lineage: Eukaryota; Fungi; Basidiomycota; Agaricomycetes; Boletales; Coniophoraceae. Gene Ontology annotation, cellular component: cytoplasm. The transcript has 16 exons. Gene Ontology annotation, biological process: D-xylose metabolic process.
CUUGACGGCAAGCCCAUUCCCCCAGCGCUUCCCUCCCUCUUCCCUGGUACGGUACUGGCCAUAUCUUGCUUUGCUAGGAAACCAUGUCGCUGCCGUCAGCGAUCCACACCCUGGACAAGGAUGGACAAGAAAUCACUACCAUCGGAUUCGAGCGUUUUGGAUUUGACAGUCGAGUCCCCAUCGAUGUUCUGCGUUCCCUGUAUCUCAAGCCUCACUAUGUCGUCAAUACAUCCGAGACAAAGGUUGACGACCUCGACAAGGAAGAGGAGGACAAACAGCAUGCUGUCUUUGGCCAGGGCCUAAAUGCAUACCAGUCCAAGUCCAUCUACUAUCCAGAAACAGCUUCGAUAUCUUACACCUCCCUCACGCGGUUUCCUCCCGUUAAACUUUUGCCACCAUCCACCCGAAAACGGAUCUUAGUGACUGGCGGCGCCGGUUUCGUUGGCUCUCAUCUAGUUGAUCGACUCAUGCUGCUUGGACACGAGGUCACUGUUCUCGAUAACUUCUUCACUGGGUCUAAAACCUCGCUUAGCCACUGGGUGGGCCAUCCCAACUUUGAGAUGGUCAGACAUGAUGUGGUUGAGCCGUUCAUGAUCGAGUGUGAUCAGAUUUAUCACCUUGCAUGCCCCGCAUCCCCCACGCAUUAUCAGUUUAACGCUGUCAAGACCAUCAAGACGUCGUUUAUAGGCACCCUCAAUAUGCUGGGCCUUGCCAAACGUACUAAAGCGCGAUUUUUGAUCAGCAGCACUUCAGAGGUAUAUGGUGACCCAGAAGUCCAUCCGCAACAUGAAGACUACUGGGGUCAUGUCAAUCCCAUUGGCCCAAGGGCUUGUUAUGAUGAAGGAAAGCGCGUAGCAGAAACUCUAACCUACGGGUUCCACCGACAGGAUGGGGUUGAUGUUCGCGUUGCUCGUAUUUUCAACACUUACGGUAGGCCAAUGAACCCGAAUGACGGCCGCGUUGUGUCCAAUUUCAUCAUCCAGGCCUUGCGCGGCGAAGACUUGACUGUGUACGGAGACGGCAAGCAGACCCGCUCUUUCCAGUACAUCCAUGACCUUAUCGACGGCCUUAUCGUGCUCAUGAACUCGAACGAGACCCGUCCAUGCAACAUCGGAAACAGCGACGAGUUCACGAUUGGAGAGUUUGCGGAAUUGAUUCGGGAUGUCGUUGAAAGGGUUCAGCAAGAAGACGGCGUAAAGCCAGUCGGGCGCGUUCAGAUACUAUACAACAAACCCAUGCCGACAGAUGAUCCGCAGAAACGUCGGCCGGACACUUCGCGCGCAAAGGAGUCCUUGCAAUGGCAAUCACGCUGGACGGUACGUAUGGGUUUGGAGGAGAUGGUAAGGUACUAUAAAGCAAAGAUGGCUGAGGGUAGCUUAUAGCAUCGGACAUCUACUGUAUUGAAGCAGCGAAAAAUUAUGAACAUGAGUAAAUAUUUCAAUACAAUGAUCGAUAUAGAUGAUAUAAAGUUGGAACAAAUGUGUGCUCCUAGGGAAUCUAAAGUGUUUAAUGAACAAGGGUAACAUAAAGCGGGGAUAUAAUAAAGGAAGUUAAGACGCUCGCAUGUCAUUUACAAUGACAGUUAAGCACAAGAGUGAAAGAACAAUUAGAAGGGCAAUCUUGGGUUCCCGAUAACGGCCUUGGAUCCCUUGAUAACCUGCUUCUCGACUGUAGUUGAACUCGGUGCCGCUCUGCGCACCCUGCCUUCUUGCUGUUCUUCACUCGUAACUAAAGUCUGUUUCUGAGAGGUGUUCAUGUGCCCGCCGGUAGGUGUGGCUGGCGGAUCGUGAAGAGCUGGCUUGAGCCUCUUUGGCACUUUUGGAAGGCUAAGGCCAAUGUAACUAUGGCCAUGUCGGUCUCCAUGGAACCAAUGAGGAUUCUUUCUCUCAGAAUAUCUUCUCAUGGGUCGUCCGUCAAAUCCAAGAGGACAGUAAGCUUUAUCGACGUCCAGCACGUAGUAAUCAAGGGAUUUUUUCUGAGCAUUGGCAACUUCUUCGGUAACGCAAGUGAAAGAGAGCGGAGACCGCGGAUCACGGUUAUUGAAGGAUGUGCUACUACGAAUUUCGCCCAGUUUGUUGAGAGCUUUCUUCAUCCGCUCCGUAGUUGAGGCGUGCAAGGGCUUGAGCUCUGAGCGAACCUUUGGUAGCUGUGUCAAGAACUUGUGCAGAACUUGAUUGACGAUAGAGGCAGUGCCCGGAAGGAUGUUUAAACAAGCCUUGGCACCUUUGACAACACAAAUAGGUAUGUCAUUCGUGGCGUUUCUGAGUCUCCUCUUUAAUUCAUGUGCAAACUGAAGGGGGGCUGUGGGUGAACCUUCGGCCUGGAUUAUCAUUACAGGUACAUUGACCAUGUCAUAUACUGUUUCCUCAAGGAGCUUGCGAUUCAUCACUACAUUCAACAAUUCCACAAUGCGAAGUCGAGCAGUAGGCGGGGAGUUCAUCUCCCAAUAAGCUAUGAGCUCGUCUUGUAAAUCGGUAGCAUCCGACUCUGGGCCAGUCAUAAAAGUAACGACUUCGUUGCCUGCAUGCUCAAAGGAGUCGAGAUCCUCGGCAUAACACCACAGAGCGAGCAGCUCCUCAUACGACUGGAAUACCCACUGCAAUUCGAGUGGCGGUGGGACAUUACACAAUGUUAGGCUUAGAACACGCUCUGGCCACAGCGCAUGGAACCUCAAUGCAGCAUUCACUGAUACACUUUCGAACGCGCAGAUAUGAGUAGGUGGUAAUUGAAGACUCUCGCAUGCGAAAGCGAGGUCUGCUGCAUCGGUCCAACUGUCGUGCAGGUGGGAGGGACGACACCUUGACCUGCCGCUAACCCUGUAAUCAAAUGCAAUCAUGUUAAACUCGUCCGUCAGGCGGGGGUCGUCGAAGUGCUUUCGCAGCCAUCUAGAAUCAAGAAAUAACGGGUGAAGGAAGAUGACAGUUGGUUUGUUCGGGUCGAAGCUACCGACAUUGCCGUAGAGGGAGUUGGUAAUAUACCAUAGAGAUACGUAGUCGUCGCGAGAGGGGAUAUCGACAUAAGGCAUGUCGAUGUGACGUUCAAGAGGGAGCUACAACCCCGGGAGACUGAAAAGAAGAAGGAAAAGAG